Molecule: messenger RNA, 384 nt
Organism: Didymodactylos carnosus
Lineage: Eukaryota; Metazoa; Rotifera; Eurotatoria; Philodinida; Philodinidae
Source: the annotation of a GenBank genome assembly
AUGAGGAAAUUUCCAUCAUGUAGUGUUACAAUAAAAUAUUGUGGUUUAAUUAAAUCGGAAGAUAAGGGGCAACGACGUUUUAAAGAUCAAAUUAUAGUUGUACAACAAGGAAAGCAUCAUUUUUCAUUUAUUUGUAAAGGACCGGUGAAUUUUAGAGAUACAUUUCAAUUUCAAUCUCAUCCUCGUUCUGAUGACAAACCAUUUACGUUUGUUUUCUAUGUUAAUGGUCUAAUUGCUGCACGACUACCAAUGUGUUGUGAAUACAAGUAUCGUAAUGGAAUAACAAUCGACGGAAAAUAUGAACAAUUUGCAAUUCAGAACAUUAGCGGAACAAAGCCGUGUCAAAAAUGUAAAAUGGGUAGUGAAGAAUCAGCAAAAUCUUAA